AUGACAGCCAUGUCUGGGGACUAUGUCAAGCUGCUCAGAGGCAUCGCAGAGCAGUCUUCAUCGCUAGCACAGCGAGUGAAGGAGAUUGCCACUCUGAGCACGAGCGACGAGGAUGAGCUUGCCUAUCCCGACGGCAUCUCUCUCCUCACGGCCAAGAACGAUCUCUUGCUCGGCUACAUCCAACAGCUCGUCUUUCUCCACCUGCACACCUCCCUCGCAGGCCAGCCACUCUCGAAUCUGUCCUCCUCAGAUAAAGAGGGAGCAACCGACCUUGUAGGCAAUCUGAUCAGGACACGUUUGAUCCUAGAGAAGAUCAGACCGAUCGAGAGCAAGCUCAAGUAUCAGAUGGACAAGCUCAUCCGCAAAGCGCACACCGCUGCUGACACGAACGGAAAGUCAAACGAUCCGGCAGACCAAGAGCAUGACGAGCUGGCGCAAGAUCCCCUGGCGUUCAGACCCAAUCCAGCCGCUAUGCUGGCAAGGCAUACAGGCAGCGAUGACGGCUCGGCUGCAGAUGAAGAUGAAGAUGGCUAUACCAAUACUCACGCGCGCCCCGGCAUUCCUCGUACGGGAAUCUACAGGCCGCCCAGACUUGCUCCCGUGCCCUACUCUGAGAAACCUGGUGGCAAGGGCAAAGGACGCGCGCCUGCCACCAAUCUGCUCACCGAUCUCGCUACCUCGCUCUCGUCUAGCAACCCGUACGCAGAGACGACCUCGGGCCUGUCCAUCACGCCUACAGUGCACAAUCGUCAGGCCAAGCGGCUGGCAGAUAUGAAGCGCUACGAGGAAGACAAUAUGACGCGCUUGUUCAUGAAGAAAAAGGAUAGCAAACGACGCAGACAGGACGAAGAAGAGGUUGCUCUCGGCGGUGGCAGUGGCUCGUCGGGCAGUCGCAGAAGAGGCCACGGAGGAUUCGAGGGCGAACUCGGCGACGUCCUCGCCGCCAUCUCCACCAACGGCAAACGCAACAAACGUGCCUACGAUGAGAUGUCCGCCUCUCGCGCACCCCGCUCAAAAUCGCACAGCAGUAAACGCAGAUCUUAA
This is a messenger RNA of Mixia osmundae IAM 14324, 1044 nucleotides long. RefSeq lists its product as uncharacterized. Lineage: Eukaryota; Fungi; Basidiomycota; Mixiomycetes; Mixiales; Mixiaceae. The record is from RefSeq and is a predicted model, not a curated record. Bases 1 to 1044 code for a protein of 347 amino acids. The transcript has 4 exons. Gene Ontology annotation, biological process: maturation of SSU-rRNA from tricistronic rRNA transcript (SSU-rRNA, 5.8S rRNA, LSU-rRNA). Gene Ontology annotation, cellular component: nucleolus; small-subunit processome.